Panicum virgatum (switchgrass) is the source of this 2469-nucleotide messenger RNA. RefSeq names its product protein JINGUBANG-like. The record is from RefSeq and is a predicted model, not a curated record. Gene Ontology annotation, molecular function: protein binding. The transcript has a single exon. Bases 342 to 1853 code for a protein of 503 amino acids. NCBI's taxonomy places the organism in Eukaryota, Viridiplantae, Streptophyta, Magnoliopsida, Poales, Poaceae.
CAAAGAAAUGGGAGCCCGCUCCCAUAACUGCACGCGGCCCCGCCACCUGUCCCGCCGCCGUGGCCGCCCUCCACGGCUCUGCCUGCCUCCGCCGCCCGCCGCCUCGCGGUAUAUAUACGGGGCGCGGCACCCGCGCCCCCUUCUCCAACCUCGCAAGCUAGCUUCGCCUCCGCUGCUGAUGCCUACGCCCGGCGCUCCGCAACCGCCACCUCUCCGCUCCUCUCCCUUUCGGCUUCGGAUUCCUUCCCGCGCACGUCCACCCCGAUUCGCUCCCGCUCCACCGCCGCCGCGCCGUGAGCGCAGCAGCCCAUAAACUAAAGAGCCAUUCCGAUCGUCGCGCCAUGGGCGGCCACAGCAAGAAGCUCAUCCACCUCCUCCGCGCCGACCCGGCGCCGGGCUCCGCGCUCUCCUCCCCGCGGUCCUUCUCCUCCUCCAACGACUCCACCGUCUCCGACGACGACGGCUACAACAGCAGCUCCCCCUCCUCCUUCCCGGCCUCCGCCGCGUCCUCGCCGUCGCGCUGCAGCCCGCCCAAGUCGCCCUGGGCGGCGACCACGCACCUCCUCCCGGGCCUCGGCGGCGCCGGUGCCCAAGACGACGCCGCCGCCACCGGGCUCAUCGCGUCGCUGGUCAAGGAGCACGGCAAGAUCUACUCGCUGGCGGCGGCCGGGGACGUGCUCUACACCGGCACCGACUCGGAGAACGUGCGCGUGUGGCGGGGCCGCCGCGAGCUGGCCGGGUUCCGCGCUGGGAGCGGCCUCGUCAAGGCCAUCGUCGUGGCCGCCGACGGCCGCAUGUUCACGGGCCACCAGGACGGCAAGGUCCGAGUCUGGCGCGCCGACGACGCCGCCGGCCCCGCUGUGCACCGCCGCGUCGGCUCGCUCCCGCCGCUCGGGGACUACCUGGUCAGCUCCGUCAACCCGUCCAGCUACGUCGCCCUCCAGUCGCCGCGCGGCCGCCGGCGCCGCGCGGUCUGGCUCCGCCACGCAGACGCCGUGUCGUGCCUCAGCCUCGACGAGCCCGCGGGGCUCCUCUACUCGGGGUCCUGGGACCGGACCUUCAAGGUGUGGCGCGUCGCGGACUCGCGCUGCCUCGAGUCCGUGCCCGCGCACGACGACGCCGUCAACACGGUCGCCGCGGCGGGGUUCGGCGGCCUCGUCCUCACCGGCUCCGCCGACGGAACCGUCAAGGUCUGGCGCCGGGAGACGGUCAUCGCCGGCGGCGGGGGCGACCGGACGAGGCACGUCCUCGAGAGGGUGCUCCGGGAGGGCGACGGCGCGGUGACCGCGGUGGCCGCGUGCCCCGAGGCCCGCGCCGUGUACGUGGGGACCUCGGACGGGCUGGUCGCGUGCUGGCGGUGGGGCCUCGACGGCGAGCCGAGGCUCGACGGCGUCCUGGCGGGCCACCGGAUGGCCGUGAUGUGCCUCGCGGUGUCCGGGCGCGUCGUCGCGAGCGGGUCCGCCGACCGGACGCUCUGCGUGUGGCGUCGCGACGACGACGGCGACGGCGGCCGGUGCCGGCACGCCCGCCUCGCCGUGCUCGCCGGGCACACGGGCCCCGUGAAGUGCGUCGCGGUGGCCGCCGACGACGACGAGGGAUGCUGCUACGACGGCGAGCGGCGGUUCGUGGUGUACAGCGGCAGCCUGGACGGAUCGGUCAAGGUGUGGCGCCUCUCCGAGGACCGCCCGCUGGCCGACGAGCCGGCCGCCCCGCCGAUGCCAGCGCUGCUGGAGUCGGAGGCGUGGACUACUCCCCGGCGGGCCGUCGCGCUGGCGCCGCCGCCGCCGGCGCAGGCGGCGUGGGCGCCGUACCAGCAGGCGCCGCCGGAGCUGAAGCGCGUCGCCGCGGCGUGAUCGAGCCCACACACGAAGCCGUGGGUGACGACCUCACCCGCGCGCGUGCGACAAUGUGCCGCGCACACGUGUGCUGCGGCACGUACAGCACAGUAGAGGCGUGUGUACAGAUACGUAGUAGGGAUUUUGUUGAUGUGCGAUGAGAUCAAGUGCGCACUGUGUGGUGAGUGACCUGGUUGGAGAUGAGAUACGGGUAGGUGGUUGGAGAGGCAAGGGGCGGUUGGUCUGACAGGGAGAGGUGUCUGGCCACGUCGAGGUCCGGCUUAAUGGACAAGGAAGAUUAUUGGUUCUCCCUGCGUGAUCGGUGUUCUCCGUGUUCCCCUGGCCUCUUCCUCUCGGGUCAGUCAUCAGUCAUGAUGAUUUGGCGUGAAGGGGAUGGCGCGCAAGCACAAAUGGCUGUGGUUACUGCUUAGAUUAGAUCUUGUGAUGAAAUCAAUGCAGAGAUGGUGAUGUAGUACUGGCACUUAAACUUCUUGUGAAGUUGUCUGCUUUUCAAUACCGGUUCAAGGCACUUCACUCCAUGUGUGUUUGACUGCUCGUACAUGUAAGGAUGGUUAAGGAUCUCAAAUUUUAAACUACUAUACAAAUAUAGUGCAUACACGCGCAAGAUUCUCAA